AUACCGGAAUUGAAUGGCGACGGUAUUCUAGGUGUUGUUUCCAGCGGGGAGAUGCAGUCCGGAGGCGAGACAGCGACCGCAAUGAGCACCCAGUCGGGCCCGCAGAGCAGUGGCGCCGGACGGGUCUCCGUCAGAGAUUUAUGUUGCCUUUUCUGUUGCCCGCCACUGCCUUCUUCAAUCGUCUCCAAAUUAGCCUUCAUGCCACCGCAGCCAAGCUACCGCAUCGUGAAGCACGACGCUCAACUGUAA
Molecule: messenger RNA, 249 nt
Organism: Gongylonema pulchrum
Lineage: Eukaryota; Metazoa; Nematoda; Chromadorea; Rhabditida; Gongylonematidae
Source: the annotation of a GenBank genome assembly